Molecule: messenger RNA, 1392 nt
Organism: Acanthocheilonema viteae
Lineage: Eukaryota; Metazoa; Nematoda; Chromadorea; Rhabditida; Onchocercidae
Source: the annotation of a GenBank genome assembly
AUGAUCCAACUGAUGUUACCGUUCUUAAUGCCAUUUAUACCGAUGUUAUACGGCAAUGAAGAUGCAAAACGAUUAUAUGAUGAUCUGAUGGUAAAUUAUAAUAAACAUCGGCGACCAGCACCGGAACCAAAUAAACCGAUUACCAUUAAGCUUAAAUUACGGCUUUCACAAAUUAUUGACGUUCAUGAAAUUGAUCAAAUCAUGACGUGCAGUAUUUGGUUAAAACAAGUGUGGAUCGAUAAAAAAUUAUCAUGGAAUCCACACAUUUACGGUGGAGUUAGCGUACUUUAUGUGCCAUAUGAAAUGAUUUGGGUACCUGAUAUUGUCUUAUAUAAUAAUGCUGACAGUAACUAUAAUAUAACAAUUAGCACAAAGGCAACUUUACACUAUGAUGGUCAAGUAACCUGGGAACCACCGGCUAUUUUUAAAACAUUAUGCCAAAUUGAUGUUCGAUGGUUUCCAUUUGAUGAACAAAAGUGUCAUUUUAAGUUUGGUUCUUGGACAUACACUGAGAAUUUGCUAAAUUUGGAACUUUUGGAUGGCAAAGCACGCUAUGAAUUGGAAAUGAAUGAGAAUGGUGAAUUGGAUAAUGUUACAAUUGUGGAAGAAGGAAUUGAUCUUUCUGAUUACUACCCAUCAGUGGAAUGGGAUAUAAUGUCAAGGGUUGCAAAGCGACAUACGAAAAAUUAUCUGACUUGUUGCUCAGAUGGAACAUACGUUGAUAUUAUGUUUUACUUAGAAUUACGUCGUAAACCGUUAUUUUAUACGGUAAAUUUGGUAUUUCCAUGUGUUGGUAUAUCAUUUCUAACAAUUGUCGCAUUUUAUUUGCCAUCACGGAGCGGUGAAAAGGUCACAUUUUGCAUUCUAACAUUGGUCGCAUUAACUGUUUUCUACCUUUUAUUGAAAGAUAUUAUUCCGGCGACAAGCAUCGCUUUGCCCUUAAUCGGCAAAUAUCUCUUAUUUACAAUGAUUAUGGUCUCACUCAGUGUGCUCGUUACUGUCAUUUCAUUGAAUUUACAUUUUCGAAGGCCAACAACCCAUCAAAUGCCUGAUUGGAUCAAAUGGCUAUUUUUGAGGAUAUUGCCCAAAAUAUUAUUCAUGCGACGACCAAUAAUGAUUGAAACUGAUGAAGCAUUCUAUAAAGCUAAUCAUCGACGAGCAAAAUCAUAUGAAAAUGUGAUUAUUAAUCGCUUUGACGAGAAAAUAAACUGUGAUGGAUGUGCCAAUGCAAAGACAUACAUUAAUGAGCAAAUUCAAAAGCUUUACCGUUUACCGCAUGUCAUUAAGGCAUUCGAGAAUGUUUGUUUCAUCGCGGAAUUGUUAAAGAAGAAAGACCGCGAUGCGAUGGUGAGUGCUAUUCUGAUGCGUAUGGUGACGAAUUUUCAGAAAUGA